This is a messenger RNA of Betta splendens (Siamese fighting fish), 780 nucleotides long. RefSeq names its product C-C motif chemokine 20-like. Gene Ontology annotation, biological process: chemokine-mediated signaling pathway; positive regulation of ERK1 and ERK2 cascade; inflammatory response. NCBI's taxonomy places the organism in Eukaryota, Metazoa, Chordata, Actinopteri, Anabantiformes, Osphronemidae. Gene Ontology annotation, cellular component: extracellular region. The transcript is spliced from 4 exons. The record is from RefSeq and is a predicted model, not a curated record. Bases 4 to 483 code for a protein of 159 amino acids. Gene Ontology annotation, molecular function: chemokine activity; CCR chemokine receptor binding.
GUCAUGCCUUUAGUAUAUAUAUAUGCUGAGGUUACGCUCUCUGUACGUUUUGAGCCGUUUCUCCGCACUGUCAACAUGGUUCCUAGAGGCAUGAUCGCUGUGGCACCCGUCCUCCUCUGCUUCAUCCUCGGCCUCCUCGGUCCGGCUUCAGCAGCACUGGGUUCCCAUAGGGGCAAAAGCUGUUGUACAACAUACAGUAGGAAACUGGUGCCAUUCCAACAUAUCAGAGGCUACAGAGAGCAAAGCAUCACUGAAUACUGCCGGAUUGAGGCCAUCAUUUUCUACACGAUAAAGAAGACUGAGAUAUGUGCGACUCGCAGAGACGCGUGGGUGAGGAAUAAUCUGAAGUUACUCAGUUCUAGACUGAAGAAGAUGUCAGCCUCUGCUAAGCGUCCAACAAAGAACAAAGCUGCUGUCCCUCCAACUAAUGAAGGCCGAGGUUUCUCCACAACCCAGUCCUUCUUUAAUGGCACCGACUAUUAGUCUGACCCCAGAUUUAUAGACAACUGCGUUUAAAAAAAUUACAUCGUAAAGCUGAGUUAGAAAUAAACGAUGUUGCCAAUUUGGUACCUAAAUAUAUGGUAAUCACGCUUGCUUAAUUGAUCACUAUGCAUCAUCAUGAGCUAGGGGAACAUUAGAAAACCAGCUUUGAUACUACCAAUGUUUAUUAAGUGCUGAGCCAUUUAUGCCAUGUUUUAUUCAGCACAUCGUUUAGUUUUAUGGCUAUUUAGUUUCCUUUGUGUAAUUCUCUUAAAGAAAUAAAUUAACUUUUAAAACCUU